AUGCCCCUCUUUCAGAGAAAAUCGUCUCCAAAUUUACUCAACGAGAAAAUGUCACUUGUAAAUAAUAUUGAUUGCAUAGAUAAUAAUUUUGGGUCAGAAAAUAGAUCUUUAACUUGUAGUUUUAGUGAACUUCCUCAUUGGUUGCAAGACAAUGUUGAUAUUAUUACUGGCUACCGGCGACCAACUUAUUCAUAUAUAAAAUGCGUGCGAUCUUUAUUUUAUCUUCAUAACGAAAGUGUUAAUAUCUGGUCUCAUCUUGUUGGCGCAGUUAUAUUUAUAAUUAUCUUAAUUACAACAUAUUUCUCUUUAUCGGCUUAUUCUUCAAUAACACCUUGGGAUUUCGUAGUCCAAUAUAGCUUUUUAGUUGGUGUGUUACUGUGCCUAACUUUCUCAACAUUAUUUCAUUCUUUUAUGUGUCAUUCUGAAAUGAUUUCUGUAGCUAUUGCUCCUCAAUUUCGAACACCUGAAUUUCGAUGGUUUCGCACUACGUUAUUUAUUGCAUUGGGUUUGUGA
This is a messenger RNA of Dentiscutata erythropus, 513 nucleotides long. NCBI's taxonomy places the organism in Eukaryota, Fungi, Glomeromycota, Glomeromycetes, Diversisporales, Gigasporaceae. The record is from the annotation of a GenBank genome assembly.